Messenger RNA from Pteropus alecto (black flying fox), 1152 nucleotides. It is a transcript of the gene GARIN2, whose product is annotated as family with sequence similarity 71 member D. The transcript has 4 exons. NCBI's taxonomy places the organism in Eukaryota, Metazoa, Chordata, Mammalia, Chiroptera, Pteropodidae. The coding region runs from base 1 to 1152 and encodes 383 amino acids. The record is from RefSeq and is a predicted model, not a curated record. Gene Ontology annotation, cellular component: nucleus.
AUGAAGAAGAACAACAGGAAGUCUGCCACAAGGAUCAGUGAGCAAGGUGCCAUCUGCAUCCCAUCCUCCCAUGGUCCAGGAGAUCUUCACAAUAUGUUGGAUGGAGGAGAGUAUGCCCCUUUUGUAUCUCCUCCCAUGUUAGAGAGCAAUUUUAUCCAGGUCAACCGGAGAGGUGAAUCCAUUUACCUCCAUAACCGAGCCAACUGGGUGACUGUAGGCAUCUGCUCUUCCAGUCACACCCACGAGACCCCCAACGUGAUGCUCCUGGCACAUCUGACACCCUGUGCCCAAAAAGAUACAGAACCCCUGUUUAAAAGUCUCCUGAUAUCUCCUUCUCCAGAGAAACUGGUGCUCACCAGGUUUCUCCCUCUGCAGUUUGUGACUCUUUCCGUGCACAAUGCUGAGAACAUGCGCCUCAAAGUAAAGCUUGUGAGUGGCCGAGCCUACUACCUACAGCUCUGUGCCCCCGCAUCCAAACAGGACAUCUUAUUUUCGCAGUGGGUGGAACUCAUCUCCCUCUUGAAUCAGGAGAAAGCCAAAGCUUCCAAGGUGUCAGAAGUCUCAAGCCUCUCAGAAAUCACAAAUAGCACAGACAUCACAGGCUCAGGGGACAUCAUGGAUAUUGCAGCGUUCACUGCUGUACAGGACCCUCAUGUGGACACGUGUUUGGACACCACACAUGCCAUAGAAAGCACUGAUUUCUCAGAAUUAACAGACAUCACUGAUAUCACCGACGUCACAGAUGUUCCAGAAAAUGAGGCCACUGAGGCGCCAGAUAUAAGUAUUUUUACAGAAGUCACAGAAGUCACAGACUUCUGUGACGUCACAACCAGUUCGGGGGUCAAAGUAGUGUUUGAAAAUGAUGAUAUACUAAGAGCCAAGCAAGAGGAAAAGGAAAAAAAAAAUAUUCUGAAGCCUGGGUGUCUGCGAGAUACAAAAAGUAAGAGUGACUUAAAAGAAUGUUCAAAACACGUCACCAUCUCAAACAUCACACUGACUUUUGAAGGUGAAAAAUGUUUUCAUACGACCUUGACUCCAGAAGAAAAUGAGACAAAAACAUUCACAGAGAUGAGUGCUAGAACCUCUGAAAUAAGGACAAAUGAUUUUAAGAGCACCGGUCUCAAGGCUGAAGAAUCCAGGUAUGUGAGGUAG